Molecule: messenger RNA, 1785 nt
Organism: Carcharodon carcharias (great white shark)
Lineage: Eukaryota; Metazoa; Chordata; Chondrichthyes; Lamniformes; Lamnidae
Product: coronin-1A-like
Exons: 11
Coding region: 88-1476 (462 amino acids)
Biological process (GO): cell migration; actin filament organization
Molecular function (GO): actin filament binding
Source: RefSeq, a predicted model, not a curated record
GGCCGGCGCGCUGCUGCCUCAUUCCGCGUCACUGAUUCUCCCGCUAACGGCAUUGACCCUGCAUCCUCCUAUCGCACCGACUGAGCCAUGUCUCGCAAAGUAGUCAGGUCCAGCAAGUACCGGCACGUCUUCGGGCAGCCAAUGAAAUCAGACCAAUGCUAUGACGAUAUCCGGAUUUCCCAGAACACCUGGGACAGUAACUUCUGCUCUGUGAACCCGCUGUACUUGGCCAUGAUCGUUGAGGCAAGUGGAGGGGGAGCCUUUAUGGUCCUUCCUCUGUCCAAGUGUGGACGGAUCGACAAGGCUCAGCCCCUGGUUUGUGGACACACAGCAGUUGUCUUGGAUAUUGAGUGGUGCCCUCACAAUGACCACAUCAUCGCAAGUGGAUCAGAAGAUUGUACUGUCAUGAUCUGGGAGAUUCCGGAAGGAGGGUUGACCCGACCCAUCACUGAGCCCUUGGUCACCCUGGAGGGGCACUCGAAGAGGGUGGGCAUUCUUUCCUGGCACCCGACUGCCUCCAACGUGCUGCUCAGUGCCGGCUGUGAUAACGUGAUUAUUAUCUGGAAUGUCAGUACAGCGGAGAAGGUGAUUGUGAUGGAUAAUCUGCACCCUGACAUCAUCUACAGCGCCUGCUGGAACAUCAACGGGAGUAAACUCCUGACCUCCUGUAAGGACAAAAAACUGAGGGUGAUCGAGCCCAGGAAAAAGACUGUCACCCUGGAGAAGGAGAAAUCUCACGAUGGCUCUCGGCCAGUCCGCGCCAUCUUCGUCGCUGGUGACAAGAUUCUGACCACCGGGUUUGGGAAGAUGAGCGAGCGGCAGGUGGCGUUGUGGGACAUGAAGCACAUGUCAGAAGCUAUGACCCUGGAGGAACUGGAUGUGGGCAGUGGCGUCCUAAUCCCAUUCUACGACCCUGACUCAAACAUUGUCUACCUGUGUGGCAAGGGAGACAGCAGCAUCCGCUACUUUGAGGUGACCGAUGAGGCUCCCUAUGUCCACUACCUGUCCAUGUACUCCAGCAAGGAGUCUCAGCGUGGCAUUGGCUACAUGCCCAAGAGAGGCCUGGACGUCAAGAAGUGCGAGAUCGCCAGAUUCUACAAGCUACACGAGAGGAGGUGUGAGCCGAUUGCGAUGACUGUCCCUCGAAAGUCGGACUUGUUCCAGGAGGACCUCUACCCUGACACCAUUGGACCCGAACCCGCUCUCGAGGCUGAGGAGUGGUUCGGAGGGAAGGAUGCAGAUCCCAUCUACAUCUCCCUGAAGAACGAAUACACUGUGAAGUCUCGCGAGUUCAAGGUGUGCAAGAAGGUUCUAGAUGUCAAGGAUGGUGCGCACAGGGCACAUGCCACCUCUAACUCUGGAUCGCACAUGUUGCAGGCUCCAGCCGUCGAGUCCCUGAUCGAGGAGAUGGAGAAGCUAAAGGUCAAAGUUCAGGAGCACGAGCAGCGAAUCACAGAGCUGGAAGGCAAAGCGUAAAGGAUAAUAAAAAAACAAAACACCGCACAGAAAGAGCCCAAACCUCAUCGCUGCAUCGCAGAGAUGCUUAAAACCUCAAGGAAAAGCAGCAAACAGAUUGAGAUCCCCCUGAUUAAAUUAAGGCCCCCUAGGCCAACAAAAUGGCCGCCAGGUUACACAACGCCCCUCACUGCCACACCCACCCCUACCCUGUCACCCACUCCCCUCAAACGGAUGGAGUCUCUCCCUCAGGGACCCCUUUUACAGAGGGAGUCUCUCCGUCUUGGACCCCUGUUCAAGAGGGAGUCUCUCCCUCGGGGACCCCAGUUA